GAACACCAAAAAUCUAAACGUUAAGUGUUUCGCCAAAAGUUUCAUUUUCAAUUUUAAAAACACGCUAAAUAAUUGGUAGCAAACUCACCUUAAUUAUUCGCAAAUCAACAAAGAAAAACUUAGGCUCAGACCUGGAAAACAUUUUUCAUUUCCUACUAGACAAUUAUUAGCGCGAUAAAUUUAUGAACAUAACCUUUAAAAUACCAAAUCAACGUAAAUGUUUAUGUAAUAUUUGUACUUGAACAUGGCAAACUCCAAUACCGAAACAAAUUAUAAUUCAAAAAAAGAAAACGAAUCAGUUGAAGAACAAGAUAUAGCACAACCAGCUGAAAAAGUGGAAGAUGAAUGGAUGAUUCGAAGAUGUGCCGUUUAUGAUGAUGAAUACAGUGAUUGUACUUCUUUUAAAGCAAGAUUUAACCAAUACUUCAUUUUUGGAAAAACUUUAGAUUGUACACAGUGGAAAAAGGAUUCCAUAAAUUGUUACAAAUGGAAAGAUAACCAAGAUUUGAAAGCAGCUAAUGAAUUGAUAGAAAGUGAAAAAAAUAGAAGAAAAGAAAGGUUACUACCACAUUAUAUGAAUGAUGUUUGGGAAAAACGAAAAGCACCACCCGAAGAUUGGAACAAACCACUGCCCGAAUAUUUGCAAAAAGAGUAUGAAUAUACAUAUUUAAAUGUCAAAUCCAAAGAAAUGAAGGGGGAAAUACCACCAUCAUUCGACAUGAAUGUACCAUAUUGUACAGUAAUGUAAUUGCAUUUUCAAAUAGGAAUAUUCAAUUAAAACUCAAAUAAAAAUAUCUAAAUUUUU
Leptinotarsa decemlineata (Colorado potato beetle) is the source of this 805-nucleotide messenger RNA. RefSeq names its product synaptic plasticity regulator PANTS. The record is from RefSeq and is a predicted model, not a curated record. Lineage: Eukaryota; Metazoa; Arthropoda; Insecta; Coleoptera; Chrysomelidae.